This is a messenger RNA of Spizellomyces punctatus DAOM BR117, 1147 nucleotides long. RefSeq names its product endo alpha-1,4 polygalactosaminidase. The coding region runs from base 107 to 1015 and encodes 302 amino acids. The transcript has a single exon. NCBI's taxonomy places the organism in Eukaryota, Fungi, Chytridiomycota, Chytridiomycetes, Spizellomycetales, Spizellomycetaceae. The record is from RefSeq and is a predicted model, not a curated record.
GGAUGCUAUGGACCAUCGGAAUAACCACAGACCCACCAUGACAUAAGGCUGCCAUGAAGACUACCACAGUGCAGCCCUCAUUGGCCUUUACGCAACUGUCGACACCAUGUCCGUCGCUAGUGUGUCCAUCUGGACACCUCCUUCAGCUAGCAGCAUCGGCUGGCAUUGGCAACUUUCGACGGGUGGGAGCUUGAAUAUCACGAGCCUAGUGGCGGAACCUACCAUACAAAUGGUAGACAUUGACCUUUUCGACACCAAUGCGACAGUUAUAUCCACUCUCAAAUCUGCAGGCAAAAAAGUCAUCUGUUACUUCUCAGCAGGGAGCUACGAGAACUGGAGAUCGGAUGCGGGUAGUUUCCCUGCUGCAAUCAUCGGGAAAGGAUUACAAGGGUGGAAAGGUGAAAAAUGGCUUGAUAUCCGCGGAUUUGGUAGCAGCGAUGGAGGGGAUUUAGGACGUAUCAUGAAAGCAAGGAUGGAUCUUGCGGUUCAAAAGGCUUGCGAUGGAGUCGAACCUGAUAAUGUGGACGGAUACAUCAACCCGACCGGGUUUCCCUUGACGAGCGCAGACCAGCUUGAUUAUAACAGGUGGUUGGCAGUUCAGGCACAUGCUCGGAACCUCUCCAUUGGUUUGAAGAACGAUCUGGAUCAGAUACCUGAUUUGGUCAACUAUUUUGAUUGGGCGCUAAACGAGGAAUGUUCAAAGUAUUCAGAAUGUAACAAGCUCCUGCCGUUUAAAACUGCUGGAAAGGCCGUAUUUGGCGUGGAAUAUACGGACAAGAGUGACACCAGCACUCUAGAAAGUUUGUGCUCGACGCCUCGCAGUCUCGGAUUUAACUGGCUUGUGGCCAGACUGUCCUUGGGCGGCUGGGCCUAUGAUUGUACCGCCCACAUUGCAAGGAACUUUGGGACCGGUGACCCAUCAGCAGCCAGUAAAGGAAUCGCAGCAUGGGAAUGGAAAAAUGCUGCAGUGAUAGCUGGUUUUGCGUACGGUUUAGCAUAUGUUCUGGGACUAUAGCGGUCAGCACUUAGUGGGCCCGUAAAAUGGACGAGUGACACAGUGCACGGACGGCGUCGAUUAAUUUAAUGUAGAUGCUCGCAGCCGGCCAGACUUUGUAUUCCGCCUAAAUAAAUCCCGUAGAAACUUGAG